Rhodamnia argentea is the source of this 2291-nucleotide messenger RNA. RefSeq names its product rhamnogalacturonate lyase-like. The transcript has 16 exons. Gene Ontology annotation, biological process: carbohydrate metabolic process. The record is from RefSeq and is a predicted model, not a curated record. NCBI's taxonomy places the organism in Eukaryota, Viridiplantae, Streptophyta, Magnoliopsida, Myrtales, Myrtaceae. Gene Ontology annotation, molecular function: catalytic activity; carbohydrate binding. The coding region runs from base 35 to 2062 and encodes 675 amino acids.
GAUUCGCAGGUCAUUUUCUCGUGGGCGGGUGACUAUGGAGGAGAAGGGUUUCCGGCGGUGGCGCGGUUUGCUCCAUGGGUUGUUGACCGCGGCAGUUCGAUUGCUUUUCUUGCUCUCCGCUUGUUCCGUGGUGGCCUCAGCAAGAGAAGUUGGGGCGAACGCAUAUCCUGGGGUCCAGCUGCUAGUUCACAAUGAUCAGGUGGUGAUGGACAAUGGGAUUGUCGAGGUUACAUUCUCAAAUCCAGGUGGGGAUGUCACGGGCAUCAAGUUCAACGGGAUCGAUAACCUCCUUGAGCCUCGCAAUAGAGAAACCAAUAGGGGGUACUGGGACAUUGUGUGGAACCGGCCAGGGGAACCCAGUACGUAUAUGAGGAUUGAGGGAACAACGUUUAAGGUGGUAGCAAACACGGACGACGUGGUCGAGGUGUCGUUCGUCGGCAGAUGGAGCAAUUCUUCCGAUUCGCACUUGGCCCCGCUCAUCGUCGACAAGAGAUUUGUAGUGAGACGGGGGAGUUCCGGGCUCUAUGGGUACGCGAUAUUUGAGCACCCAAAGGGGUGGCCCGACUUGGACGUCGGAGAAGCCCGGAUUGUUUUCAAGCUCAAUGGACAAAAGUUUCACUAUAUGGCUAUUUCGGAUGAGAGGCAAAGGGUUAUGCCGACGGCAGAAGAUCGGGCGAGCGGUCGCGUGCUGGACUACAAGGAAGCUGUGCUCUUGACUGAUCCAUCCAAUUCUGAGCUUGAAGGCCAGGUCGAUGAUAAGUACCAAUACUCGUGCGAGAACCAGGACAACAAGGUGCACGGAUGGAUCAGCAGCGACCCUCUGGUGGGAUUCUGGAUGAUCACGCCCAGUCACGAGUCUCACACCGCCGGGCCGGUCAAGCAAGACCUCACUUCCCACGUCGGGCCGACCACACUCAACGUGUUUUAUAGCAACCACUACGCCGGGAGAGACGUGUACAUGAGCUUCCGAAACGGAGAGGCGUGGAAGAAGGUUUACGGACCCUUCAUGGUCUACGUCAACUCGGGGUCGCCUGAAGAAGACGAAUCGAAGCUUUGGGUGGACGCAAAGGGGCAGAUGUUGACGGAAACUAUAAGUUGGCCCUACGACUUCAUUCAUUCGGAAGAUUACCCUUCCGCAGCCGAACGAGGAACAGUCGGCGGUCAACUGUCGGUUCGAGACAGAUACGUAAAGAACAGUGACAUGCUGGCGGACUCGGCGUACGUAGGGUUGGCAGCACCGGGAGAGGUUGGUUCUUGGCAAACAAACACAAAGGGUUACCAAUUCUGGACUCAAGCGGACAACAACGGAUCUUUCGAAAUUAGGAACGUCCGGCCAGGCGUCUACGGUUUGUAUGCAUGGGUUCCCGGUUUCAUCGGGGACUACAGAUACCAUAUGAAUAUCACGGUCAAGCCAGGAUCUGAUAUGGAGCUGAGCGCUCUGGUUUUCAGCCCUCCAAGAUCUGGUCCCACGUUGUGGGAAAUUGGCAUCCCCGAUAGAACGGCCGCUGAAUUCUACGUGCCCCGACCAUACCCAGGGUUGAUGAAUAAAGUGUUCAAAAACGACACCGGAGAGAGGUUUAGGCAGUACGGACUAUGGGAACGGUAUACGGAUUUAUACCCUAAAGACGAUCUUGUCUACACAGUUGGCAUCGACAACUACCGCAGAGACUGGUUUUUCGCUCAUGUCACCCGGAACAUAGGAAAUUCAACGUACGUGCCAACAACAUGGAGGAUUGACUUUAAUCUUCAAAAUGUGGACUUUAGAGGGAUCUACAGACUUCAAAUGGCAGUGGCAUCAGCGACCCAGUCUCGCAUAUCGAUCCGGAUCAACGAUCCGAAUGAGCAACCUCACUCAUCAACGGGCCGUUUCGGCUAUGACAACGCCAUCGCAAGACACGGGAUCCACGGUCUGUACUGGAGGUUCGGCUUUGACGUGCCAGGCUCUCGGCUACACAGGGGAACCAACUCCAUCUACCUCGCUCAGUCUCGAACUGCCAGGACACCCUUCGAAGGUGUCAUGUAUGACUACAUUCGUUUCGAAGGCCCUCCGAGAACUCAUUGAUCUUCUCCAAUUGUACAGAGUUCACGCAGAUAGCCAUUUGAUCAAGAUUCAUGCAAUGUUUACAAGAUUAGGUUAGACGUAGCCGUUUUUAUGUUCUCUUCUGGCGGUGAGCCGAUGAUGUUCUUGUUCAAGAAGGUAGAGGUUCGGUUAUAAUUUAUACAGAAAGCAAUUGUUUGUUACAUUUGAUACUUCAGUUGAAUUGAUUUAUACUAUUCCUUUUUCAAGUGAA